AUGUUGGCGACCAAAGUAGAGACGAAAAGGCUUCUGUUUGGGACGGAGCCGACUGCUCGUUAUCCACACGGCCUUUUCUUCAUCGUCCUCAAUUCAGUCUCUCGACCAUGUAAAGUUGAAGAGAUAGAAAUAGACAGAUAUAAAGUUGAAGAGAUAGAAAUAGACAGAUGUAAAGUUGAAGAGAUAGAAAUAGACAGAUGUAAAGUUGAAGAGAUAGAAAUAGACAGAUGUAAAGUUGAAGAGAUAGAACUAGGCAGAUGUAAAGUUGAAGAGAUAGAACUAGACAGAUGUAAAGUUGAAGAGAUAGAACUAGACAGAUGUAAAGUUGAAGAGAUAGAAAUAGACAGAUGUAAAGUUGAAGAGAUAGAACUAGACAGAUGUAAAGUUGAAGAGAUAGAAAUAGACAGAUGUAAAGUUGAAGAGAUAGAAAUAGACAGAUGUAAAGUUGAAGAGAUAGAACUGGACAGAUGUAAAGUUGAAGAGAUAGAACUAGACAGAUGUAAAGUUGAAGAGAUAGAACUAGACAGAUGUAAAGUUGAAGAGAUAGAACUAGACAGGUGUAAAGUUGAAGAGAUAGAACUGGACAGAUGUAAAGUUGAAGAGAUAGAACUGGACAGAUGUAAAGUUGAAGAGAUAGAACUAGACAGAUGUAAAGUUGAAGAGAUAGAACUGGACAGAUGUAAAGUUGAAGAGAUAGAACUAGACAGAUGUAAAGUUGAAGAGAUAGAACUAGACAGAUGUAAAGUUGAAGAGAUAGAACUAGACAGAUGUAAAGUUGAAGAGAUAGAACUAGACAGAUGUAAAGUUGAAGAGAUAGAACUAGACAGAUGUAAAGUUGAAGAGAUAGAACUAGACAGGUGUAAAGUUGAAGAGAUAGAAAUAGACAGAUGUAAAGUUGAAGAGAUAGAACUAGACAGAUGUAAAGUUGAAGAGAUAGAAAUAGACAGAUGUAAAGUUGAAGAGAUAGAACUAGACAGGUGUAAAGUUGAAGAGAUAGAACUGGACAGAUGUAAAGUUGAAGAGAUAGAAAUAGACAGGUGUAAAGUUGAAGAGAUAGAAAUAGACAGAUGUAAAGUUGAAGAGAUAGAAAUAGACAGAUGUAAAGUUGAAGAGAUAGAAAUAGACAGAUGCCGUACGAUAGUCAGUCAUCGGGGAUGA
Oncorhynchus keta (chum salmon) is the source of this 1158-nucleotide messenger RNA. RefSeq lists its product as uncharacterized. NCBI's taxonomy places the organism in Eukaryota, Metazoa, Chordata, Actinopteri, Salmoniformes, Salmonidae. The record is from RefSeq and is a predicted model, not a curated record. The transcript is spliced from 8 exons. Bases 1 to 1158 code for a protein of 385 amino acids.